ACCAAUUUCUUCACACGUCUGUCAGAGUAAUCUGUUGGACAGAAUAGCUUUGAUUUCGCUGAAAUUAUUCCAAAAUGUUGACCUUUAAAAGAAAAUAAAAACGGACAAUGUAGUUUCAUCUAAGAUUAGAAGAACCAGACGAAUACACUGGAGUGUAAGAUGUUGUGUUUGGCGCUUUGACGGGACGUUUUGGACCUGACUACCAACGCAGAGGUAGCCCAAAGGUGCCCAAAUGUCAUCCUUUGCUUCUCGUGCUGAAGAACCGGUCUCUGAUCUUGUCUCGUGACACGUAGACAGCACGCGGGAGUCGGGUCUUUUUUUUUCUUAGCAGCGUGAAUGAAUGAUUCCCACGGACACGAUGGGCCACUGUUAGCAAAUUAACUUGAAGACGUUUACAGCACCGAAUUGAACAAACGACACUGUUUUACUUUUUACUGUGCGUGGAGGACUGCAAACAUGAUGCAGCCGUUGGUGGACCGCCCCGUACUGACCGGGGGUUCUGCACGAGACCGACUAGCUACGUGUCUCUCCCUGGCAACGCUUAAGAUGUGGUUUCCCAUCCUGGGGUGGCUGCCCAGGUACAACCGCACCUGGCUGCAGAUGGACCUGAUCGCCGGGGCAACGGUGGGCCUGACCACUGUACCACAGGCCCUGGCUUACGCAGAGGUGGCCGGACUACCUGUGCAGUACGGCCUGUACUCUGCCUUCAUGGGGGGGUUCAUCUACUGCAUUUUCGGGACGUCGAAGGACAUCACCCUGGGCCCCACGGCCAUCAUGUCCCUGCUCUGCGCCGACUACAUCGAGCAGGACCCCGUCUACGCCGUGCUGCUGACCUUCCUCUGUGGGGUCAUCCAGGCCUCCAUGGCCGUCCUGAGGCUGGGGUUCCUCCUGGACUUCAUCUCGUACCCGGUGAUCAAAGGCUUCACCUGCGCUGCGGCCGUCACCAUCGGCUUCGGCCAGGUCAAGAACCUGCUUGGGCUGCGGGGUAUUCCACAGCAGUUCUUCCUGCAGGUCUACUACACCUUCCACAACAUCUCCCAGGCCAGGGUUGGGGAUGUGGUUCUGGGCCUGUUCUGCCUGCUGCUGCUGGUGUCUCUGACCGUGAUGACGAGGACGCUGGGCCCAGGCUCGGACGACCUGCCCGUUCACGUGCGCGCAGCACGAGGCCUGGUACGCGGCCUCGCCACAGUGCGUAACGCCCUGGUGGUGGUCGCAGCCACCUGCGUGGCGUACUCCUGGGAGCUCUCUGGGCACCAUUCCUUCACCAUCACGGGUGAGACCUCACAGGGCCUGCCCCCAUUUCAGCCCCCGCCCUUCUCCGAGACCACACCCAAUGGCACGGUCAUCAGCUUCAGUGACAUGGCACAGGAUUUGGGUGGAGGCCUGGCUGUGAUCCCUCUCAUGGGUUUGCUGGAGAGCAUCGCCAUAGCCAAGGCCUUCGCCAGUCAGAACGACUACCGAAUCGAUGGCAACCAGGAGCUGUUUGCCAUUGGUCUCACCAACAUCCUCGGCUCCUUCGUCUCCGCCUAUCCCGUCACAGGGAGCUUUGGAAGGACUGCAGUAAACUCCCAGUCUGGUGUGUGCUCUCCUGCUGGGGGCGUGGUCACCGGCACGAUCGUGCUGCUGUCCCUGGCCUUCCUCAUGCCGCUGUUCCGCUACAUCCCCAAGGCCUCGCUGGCCGCGGUCAUCAUCUGCGCCGUGGCCCCCAUGGUCGACGUCCGUGUGGUCACCCAGCUCUGGACGGUCCGACGACUGGACCUGCUGCCCUUCCUGGUCACCUUCCUGGUCAGCUUCUGGCAGGUGCAGUACGGCAUUGUGGGAGGGGUGCUGGUUUCCAUGGUGAUGCUGCUGCAUGCCAUCGCCAGGCCGAAGUUAAAGGUAUCUGACCACGAUGUUCUUGUGAUAGAGCUGAACAGUGGGCUGAACUUCCCAGCCACUGAGUACAUCAGCAAAGUGCUUUACACAGAGGCCCUACUGGUGUCCCCGCCCCGGUCCGUGGUGCUGGACUGUCACCACAUCAGCAGCCUGGACUUCACGGUGGUUCAGGAGCUGAGGGACCUGCUGCGGCAGUUCCAGCUGAGGAAGGCCGGCCUGGUCUUCUGCAGCCUGUCGCACGCGAUGCUGGAGGUUCUGUUGGUGGCGGACCUGCCGGGUCUGAUGCACACUGAGAGUGUGGAGGCAGCGCUGCAGGCCCUCUCCGAGCUGAACUUCACAGAGGAACCGGACCUGGUCCAGCCGCUCCUGGCAAAAUGAGCCGCGGAUGGGGGACGGGGGGGUGGGGAUGGGGGGAGGCGGGGUGCGGUAGAUUUGGGCAUGCCACACCCUCCCAGGACCCAAAUCGCACACAGCAACAGUGCUCCUCAGUGUGACACCGCACCCACUGCACCGACCCCCUGUGCAGGCUUCACCCACCCAGACAGCAUGCCUGCUGCAACACAAGCGUGGUGUAUAUAUCACACAAGCGCGUGUAUAUAUCACACAAGCGUGGUAUAUAUAUAUAUAUAUAUCACACAAGCGUGGUGUAUGUAUCACACAAGCAUGUGGAUUUAUCACACAAGCGUGGUGUAUAUAUAUAUCAUACAAGCGUGGUGUAUAUAUCACACAAGCGUGGUGUAUAUAUAUGUAUCACACAAGCGUGGUGUAUAUAUCACACAAGCGUGUGUAUACUGCACUUGCUCACAUGCAGCAGGCCAGACGCUCCACCUCCUUUGGGACCAAAACGCAUGAAGGCACACAGAAACAGGAACGCACAAACGCACAGUUUGGAGUUAGCAGUGUGAGGCCUGAGGUCUGACCCACAGGACCGCAGCUCAGCUGGAACGGCCCUUCCUCGUCUGUGUGACGGGUCGGUGGAUCCGCUUCGAAUGCAGCUCUGUGCUCCAGCGGUUCCCGCCUGUGGUCUUCCCCCCACGUUCCACGCGUAUCACACUUACCCAGCUUUACCACAGGAGGGCUGUAUCUGUCUCUCCGCUGUGGUAUUGACGCCUCCUUCUAAACGAUUGCUAAAUUAUUGGACUGGUACUACCUCGCAAGAUAUUGCACAAAGCUUCACAAAACAGAAGUUCAGCACAGUUUUCAAGUGCGUUUGGCCUCUUUACGCCUAAAUGAUUCAAAUAAAUCACCUGCCCUGGAUUAGACCGGUCUGGCUGAGCUACCCUGGAUUUUGAUAAAAUAAAUCCCCUGGGCUUGAUUAGUCAGGUCUGGCUGAGUUACCCUAGGUUUUGAUAAAUCAUCUGGGCUGGAUUAGUCAGGUCUGGCUGAGUUACCCUCGGUUUAGUCCUUUCAUAGAUAAGGGCGUUGGAAGAGAAUUUGUACUAAAGAAAUGAAAGGUAAAGUAGAAUUAAUUUCAGCUCAUUUACUGACAUUCUUAUUUCUGUUCACGCACUUUUGUACCUUUCAUUCAAAUAAUAAACACCUCAGUUAUUUUCGGGACUAGAACUGUUCUUAAACUAAUUUAACUAGAUUGAUGAAACAGCAUUUGAAAUAUAUUUUAAGAGAAUUCUGAUGUUUUAAAAAAGAACAUUUUGUGUUAUGCAAAUGUACACAUUUAUCAGCAAAAAAAUAAAUGAAAAUGUUUUCAGAUAAGACCAACAGCCAUUAACUCACAAGCCAAAUCAAUGAUUAAUAUCCGAUUCACCCCACAAUCAAGCUUAAUUAAAAACAGUUAAAAUGAGCUUUCGCACUUGCUAGUUGCCAGAUAUGGCAGUUGGUCUGCACCAGGGGUGUCCAGUCUUAUCUGAAAAGGGCCGGUGUGGGUGCAGGUGGUUGUUUAAGCCCAGCACUAAGACACCUGAUUCAACUGAUUUACUAAUCAUGCUCUUAAAUCUAGACCAUGAUAAAAUAGAAUCAGGUGUCACAGUGCUGGGGUGAAACAAAAAACCUGCACCCACCCCGGCCAUUUUUUGAAUAAGACUGGACGCCGCUGGGCUACACUAUAAAAUGGUGGGGAUUUGGGGAUUUUCUGCAGGGGCUUAAACGGGAAGUCCCUGCUUUCCCAUCUACAGUGCCCAGGGUUCGAGAGGGUUUGCUGGCCUGCAUGAGAGCUCUGGAAUGAGUCUGAAUGAAACAACUGCACAAGAACUCUAGUGCCUGGGAUACUUGACAGUGUAUGACUGGUUUUCUUUAUUUUUCUGACAACCAAUAAUCUUUUGUAAUGUUUCUGAAUUACUUUUGUUUUCAAUUGCAACCAAUAAUCUUUUGUAACGUUUCUGAAUGACUUUUGUUUUCAAUUGUUCACAAUGGAUCUUUUUUAUUUAUAUAAUUGUAAUUUUUUUUUUUUUACAAUUUCUGACCAAAAUGUUGGAGUUAAAUUACGGCAGAACUGACUGGGGAAAAAAACAAUAGCUUUAAUAUAUUUGAUGUUUGGUUUAAUAUAAAUAGUGGAAAAUGUCUUAUGAUUUUUCAGAAAUAUGGUGAAAUGGAGAAAAAUAUUUUUUGUAGAAUGUUUGAUUUGUUGGGAUAACGAAAUAAAUCCAAAAAUGUU
Molecule: messenger RNA, 4483 nt
Organism: Anguilla rostrata (American eel)
Lineage: Eukaryota; Metazoa; Chordata; Actinopteri; Anguilliformes; Anguillidae
Gene: slc26a11
Product: solute carrier family 26 member 11
Exons: 17
Coding region: 457-2253 (598 amino acids)
Biological process (GO): transmembrane transport
Cellular component (GO): plasma membrane
Molecular function (GO): secondary active sulfate transmembrane transporter activity
Source: RefSeq, a predicted model, not a curated record